AUCACAAAAUCGGUUCGACCUGUGAACGAUUAUCAUGACAUUUUCGAUAUCGAAUUGAAUGAAACGAAAGAUUUCAUUAGUAUAGAUAGAUAGUAGGUAUUCACAUCGCGCAUCUUUACAAUGGUGUGAUUCCAGAUUUUUAUUUAUAGCAACUAACAACCCAAUUAAGCAAUACUUCUUUCCAAAUCUUCCUAAAGACUGUUUUUAAGGUUUAGUUUCCCGCAACGAGGCCAGAUGUGCAGAGAUGCCAACAUUGAGAGAGAUAAAAAAGACGGAAUUAGUAAUUUAUUUUAUUAGUAUUAAUAAUUAAAGACACCUUCUAGUUAUCGCUUCUAGUGUUUACUAACAAUUAAACAAAUUUAUUAAAAAAUAAAUAAAUAUCCCAACUGAGAUUUCGAUUAAUUUUAAACGAAAUGAACUUUCACGAAUAUAAUUUUAAAACGAAUGAGAAAAGGGAAAUCGUUUGAUGGACCAAUAUGGACAAUAUGACGUCGAAUGCCACUUUGAGGAACAAGCAACGGAAAGACAACUUGAUUACACGGAAACAGGACAAGAGUCCGGAGAAGAGUAUCAGAGGGACCCGGGGUGCUUACCGGGCUGUUCCUUCAACUUCAAAGAAUGAGGAGGAACCGGAGCGGCUGGACCGGUCCAAGAAGUUCAUCUCGCAAAACAAGCCGGGCUAUGGGCUGGGCAAGAGACCGGAGUUCCUUAAGAACAGGAACGUGCAUUUAGCCUCCUCGCGAUAUGGACAGAUGACGUCGGGGCUCCACGGGCACGGGAUCGCGGCGCCGGCGCACCACCUCGAGCCCGCCGUGCUGCCCAAGGAGAAGACCGUCCAUGGCAAGGAGAAGACCUUUAAGGUGGUGGUCCCAGGGGAGGUGGGCGUGCUGAAGCCGGCCCUGGGGCCACGGCCCUACAAUGCCCUGGCCAUCAUCCACACCCAGCCCAGCAACACCUUUGACAUGCUCAACUCGCUCACCACCAGCGUUGCAAACCAACCGGUGGGCGUGAGCGUGGGGGGCUACCGGCGCCGCAGCUCCGGGCAGGGCGCGCUGUGCGACCCGGAGCUGGACGACAGCGGCAACAAGCUCGUGGCCCGCCUCGAGGACGACGCCUUCAUCUCCGAGCAGGACUUGGAGGAGAAUAUCGAGAUAGCGACGAAGACGGUUCGGCCGGAGGACGCGGAAGUGGAGGAGGAAGGUGCGGAGCCCACGAAACCCGCCAACGGGCUAGUAUAUGGGGACCUGGAGCUGGACAAGUUGGACCUGCAGAAAGACAAGCAGAAGCCCGACGAGGACGAGGAGGAACCGAUCGGGGUGUCGCCUUGCGGCAGGUUCUUCAAAUACGACAAGGAGGUUGGUCGCGGGUCCUUCAAGACGGUGUACCACGGGCUUGACACGCAGACCGGCGUCGCUGUGGCUUGGUGCGAGUUGCUGGAGAAAAAGCUAAACAAGACGGAGCGUCUCCGCUUCCGCGAGGAAGCGGAUAUGUUGAAGAAACUGCAACACCCCAACAUAGUCCGCUUCUACAACUACUGGGAGGGCGUCGUGGCCAAGAAGAAGAACAUCGUGCUCAUCACGGAGCUCAUGCUGUCCGGGACACUUAAAGCUUACCUUCGAAGAUUCAAGCGAAUCAACCCGAAAGUGCUGAAGUCCUGGUGCCGGCAGAUCCUCAAGGGGCUCAACUUUCUACAUUCUAGGACUCCUCCUAUAAUCCAUAGAGAUCUGAAAUGCGAUAAUAUCUUCAUAACUGGCACGACAGGCAGCGUCAAGAUCGGCGACCUCGGCCUCGCCACGCUCAAGAACCGCAGCUUCGCCAAGUCUGUCAUCGGCACCCCCGAAUUCAUGGCGCCCGAGAUGUACGAGGAGCACUACGACGAGUCCGUGGACGUGUACGCGUUCGGCAUGUGCAUGCUGGAGAUGGCCACCGGCGAGUACCCCUACUCGGAGUGCAGCGGGCCCGCGCAGAUAUACAAGAAAGUCGUCUCGGGGGUGAAGCCGCAGAGUUUGGACAAGGUGACGAUACCGGAAGUGAAAGACAUCAUCGAAUCGUGCAUAAAGCCAGAUAAAGGAGAUCGGCCGAAAGUGAAGGAUCUGCUGAACCACGAGUUCUUCGGCGAGGACAUCGGCCUGCGGCUCGAGAUCGUGGGCAGAGACCUUGUGACUUCCUCCGACAUCGCCAAAAUACAGUUCCGCCUUAAAAUCAUUGAUCCCAAGAAGCGAUCGUACACCCACAAAGAGAACGAAGCCAUCCAGUUCGACUUCGAUAUGGAGCGCGACGACUGCCAGGACGUCGCCAACGACAUGGCGAAGGCUGGGCUCAUCAUGGAGGAAGACGCCCGGCUGGUGUUCAAACUGCUCAAGUCACAGCUUAUAAGCUUAACCAGGGAGAGGAGUGAGAAGAAGACCCAGAUGCUAUUCAACCAGCAGCUGAUAGAGCAGGACAGACAGCAACAAAUGUUAUUAGAGCAGCAGUUAAGGCAGGUUAAAAUGAUCCAGAACCAACAAGUUGGCCCUGUAGAAGUAACAUCUGGACUUUUAAACGGCGUCGGAUCUCAACCUUUAGCGGCCGUGCAGUUAGACCAGCAAUCCCAGCUCCUCCAAGCGCAGCAGCAGCUGUUCCAGCAGCAAUUCCAGCAGCAGUAUAGCGAGGAGGCGAUGCAGCUGCUGCAGCACAACCUGCGGCAGCAGGCGCGCCUCUCCCCCGCCGCGAACGCCCCUCCCCCGCACCAGCUGUUGCAGCACCAGCAGGUUUUGCUAGAACAGAACAUGAAACAGCAAGCCCUGAUGGAGCAGAAUCUUCGAAAUCAGCAACAGAUGUUGGAGCAGACGCAACAACUAGAAACCCAGCAGUUGGACCCGCAGCAGAACAGCCUGCUCAGCCAGCAGUGCAUCGCCAAUGAGAUCAGCAACCAGCACCAGGCGUUGCAGCAGCACAUUAUACAGCAGCAGCAGAACAUCAUAGCUCAGCAGGCGGUGGCCAUCCAGCAGAAGCAGCUGGAAGAACAGCUAACACAAGAGAACUUCAUCGCACCUCCAGCCGUAGCCCCCAACCAGCUGGACCCCUCGCUCCAGAACCUCCAGAACGUGCUGGCGCAGAUCAUCCAGCGGCCUGAUAGUCUUCAAGCUCGCAAGGAGUCGGAGUCUGAGCAGCAGCCGCAGCCACAGGAGGAGCUACAGCAGUCAGUAGCCCCCUACCAGCUAGACCCCUCGCUCCAGAACCUUCAAAACGUGCUGGCGCAGGUCAUCCAGCGGCCCGAUAGUCUUCAAGCUCGCAAGGAGUCAGAGUCGGAGCAGCAGCCGCAGCAGCAAGACGAGCUGCAGCAGCAACAACAAGAGCAGAUGCUGCAAAUGCAACAGAACCAGCUGUACCAGCAGGCGCAGUACAUCCCCCAGAAUAUCCUCCAGGUGGACCCCAACAUCCUAGCGCAGAGCCAACAGGUCGCACAGGCUCAACAACAGGUGAACCAGGCGCAGCAGCAGCUCAAUAUGCAGAAGCACAUGGUGGCCCAGCAACAGCUGGCCCUCCAGCAGCAGAUGAUGACGCACCAGCAGCUCCAGGUCCCGGGACAGACGCUCUCCCCCCAGCACAUCCGCACCCUCCAGCAGCAGCAGUACCUCGCGCAGCAGGAACUGCAACUGCAAUCGCAGCAGAACCUCCUCGACCAGCAGAACCUGGCGCUGUACGCUCAAAAACAGCAGCUCAUGGGGCAGCAGCAGCUCAGGGUCGAGGAGAUGCUGCGAGCGCAGAGGCCCAUGUACCAGCGACAGUGCUCUGAACAAAGCCAGAUCAGCUCCGCGGACGUGCACGAUCAACUAGUCAACGAAUACCAAAAACCCCUCCAAACGCAGAUGUCGGUGGAUCACUACAACCAGUAUUUGGAGCUGCAGCAGAUGCAGAAGCCUGAGGAGUACCACCAGAUGCACCAGAUGCAGGGGCAGUCGCUGCCUCACAAUAUGAUGAACUUUAGCCUUGCGGGCGACCGGCAGAUAUCUAGUCAUGAAGGCACCCCGGUGCAGAAUUACGCCACGAACCCGCUGCAGAUGUACCAGCCCGCCCAGUCCCAGCCCAUCCACAACGUCAUGCACUACCAGAACCAGAUGGAACAACAAGUGGAACAGGUCGCGCAGUUGGCGCCCAGUGUGCCGCAGUCGGUGCAAAGUACUGUGCCACAAACGGUGCAGAGUUCGGUGCCGCAGACGGUGCAAAAUUCUGUACCACAAUCAUUGCCACAGGAGCUGACGAUCCCGAACUCGUUGCCUCAAGAAGUUCGACCAGCUGUCUCCGAAGCGCCCCAAGCUUUAAACCUGUCAGAACCAGAGAACGGAUCAGGCAAUGGCAGCAAUAAAGAACAAUUCCACACGCCGCUGUCGGAGUUCCCCUCGGGAGCCACUCAUGAGGCCGCCAUACGCCAGCCUGACCUCGCCUCUGUGGAGGAGAAGCAGGACACCCAGGAAGCGGGUACAGCGAUUCCAUCUCCAAUAACGGGCGACAAGAAGUCCCGCGGCUCGAAGAAGCGCUCGAGAGAGAAGGACAAGCUGCCCAAGCUUACCGUGCUAGAGGUGAACGAGACGAACGUGGAAUGCCAGCUGGAAUCCAAGUCCAAAACGGUGACGUUCAAGUUCGACGUCACCGACGUCAACCCCGACGAGAUCGCCACCAAUCUGGUGUCGAACAAUCUGCUGCCGGAUUGGCAGGCGAUGACGUUUAUGGAGUUGAUAAAGGACAUUGUGCAGCAGCUGGUCACCAACCCGGGGUGUACUCCCGUGCUCAACCCGCAACACUCUGCACUCCGCCUGCAGCUAGAUAAGACUGACUACGACAGCGAGACGACGGAGCGCGAGGAGAACCUGACGGACUCGAACCAGGACAACUCGGAGUGCACCACGCCCACCGCCAGCGCCGACCACCUGCCGCUCGCCGACCUCGCGCUCGACCCGCCCGUGGCCGCGCCUGCCCCGCCCGCUGCGGGCGGCCUGCCCGCCCCGCCAGCACCCGAGCCGCACGACCACGAGCCGCCGCCCAAGCCCAGCCACAUAGACAAUAUUGCAAGGAAAAUCAGCACCGCCUCGUCUAUAGGUUCCAAUCAAUCGGACGGCGGGUCCUUGGCUACCGACCGCGCCGCCUCAGAAUCUCACCCCGCCGACAGCAAGCCCGCCGACAGCAAGCCCGCCGACAGCAAGCCCGCCGCCGCCGUGCCGGCGCGCAAGAUCUCGCGCUUCGUCGUCAGCCCCGUCGUGCCGCGCCCCGCCGGCGCCGACCCCGACAAACCCGACCAGAAGUUAUACUCCGAGGUCGCUAAAGAGCCUAAGCCUGAAGUCAACGGCCUUGAUAAAGACCCGCAGACAGAAUUCGUUCCUACGCAUCAGUACUCGGUGCCGCAGCUUUCGCACGCGCCGCAGACUUUAACAGAUCACAGGCCACAGGAAUUGAGUAGCGCGCCGACUAGUAGCAUACCCGAUAGUAUACCUAAUAGUAUACCGAAUAGUAUACCAAACGUACCUAGCAGUAUACCAGCGCCGGUGCAGACGAUUCCCGCCCCUAUGCCGACGAUACAGAGUAUUCCGCAGCCGCUGCCGGCGUUCCAGAACAUUAGUCCGCUGUUAAAUACGCUGCAGCCGAACUUGACGACGCCGCUGCAGAUCGCGACGGAUACGCCGCUGCUGGGGCUGAGUCAAGUGGGCACACCAAUGGCCGGAGAGCUCGGUCUAAACGCCGGCCUGAGCCAACAGGAGCAGUUGACGAACCGCCUGUCCUUCCCUACGCAGCCGGUGGACUCGUACCCUAACGCCGAGAACAUACAGCGGAUGCUACUCAAACAGAACAUCAUGAACCAACAGCAGAACCUGUCAGGGCCGAACCUGCUGGGGCUGUUGAACCAGCCGGCCUACCCGCAGCCCGAUCUCAUGCUGCACAACUCGCUCCUCAACAACACGCAGCCUGCGUUGUCGCAGCGCCUGUCGCCCUACCCCGCCUACCAGCCCAUGCUCGCCACCGCCAACGACCUCUACGCCCAACAGCAAGCCCUGGGUGCGGGCGGGCUGGGCGGCGGGAUGCCGCUGGCGCCCGGGCUGGUGGGGCUGGGCCUCGGGGCUCCGCUGCUGCCGCCGCUCGCGCUCAACCAGAACCUCAUGGCGCAGAACCGCCAGAAUCUGGGUCUAGCGGGCCAGAACCUAGGUUUGAGCGGUCAGAACUUGGGCCUCGGCGGGCCAGGCCUCGGCCUCAGCGGCGCCGGCCUCGGCCUCGUGGCGCCGCUCAACACCCUGCAGCGGGCGCGCGCCUGCUCCGCGCAGCGCAGGAUCCAGGAGGACUUGCAAGGUCUGGCGACGGGGUCGCAGGGCUCGUCGCAGCCCAGCACGCCCAACAAGCCGCACUCCUACAGCGAGUACAUGAUGACUUUGCAACACAAGCUCGCCUCCAUCUCCAACAGCGGCCCGGUGUCGCCGCAGUCCCCCGUCGAGUACAGCCCGGCCCUCUCGCCCACGCACCGCAUGCAGCAACCGCAUAAGGUGGAAGCGGGAGCGGGAGCGGAGGCGCACAAGCGGCACGUGGCGGGGCUGGCGGAGCUGGACCACGAGCUCAGCAAGAUCUCGCUGCACUACAAGCAGCCGCCGCCCAAGGACGUGUUUCCGGAGCACGGCGGCGACAGUCACUCGAUUCUCGCGGCCGCGGCCUACGAUGGCAAGUAUUUUUUGUUUUGCGGCGGCGGCGCGCUGGCGGAGGGGUGGGGGAGGGGCCGGGUGGCGCGCGUGCAGCCCUGCGCGCCCUACCAGCUGUGCCGCAUCCUGCAGCACGCGAAAGACAAUCUGGCGAGCGGGUCAUUCGCCGGCACGGAGGAGGGCGACGCGGGCUCGCUGUGCUCGGAGACGGCGGCGGAGGCGGACGGGGAGGGGGAGGGGGAGGGGGAGGCGGAGGCGGAGGAGAGCGCCACGUACGUGGUGACGGGCGGCGUGCGCGCGCGCACCGUGCGCGUCGAGGACGCGCUCGCCGACAGCGUGGUCACCGUCAUCGAUCCUAGUCAGCAGAUCGUGGAGUGCAACAAGGCGUGCUUGGGCUCGGACGGGGAGCGCAGCUACCUGGUGCUGGACCCGGCGCGCGCGCUGACGGCCGCGGUGCUGGACCGCACGCUCGCGCUGCACCGCCACCCCGCCUGUGCGCCGCUGCAGCGCCGGCCCAGCAGCCCGCCGCCGGCCGGGGUCGCGGCUAGCGAGGAGCUGGCCAAGUGGAGGAGCGGAGAUUAUGGUUGGCCUUGGGCGGAAGGCAGCAUGCUGGAGGCGGAGCUGUGCGUGGAGCGGGCGCGGCGCGCGGCGGCGCGGCUCGAGGCCGCGCGGGGCGACCUGGCCGCCGACCUGCUCGUCGCCGAGGUGCUCACCGACCGGGCGCUGUGCCGGCAGGUGGUGCUGCUCGCGCUGCGGCCGGCGGCGGGCUCGUUAUGACCUGUGUAGCGAUUCACACUGUACCUUAUAUUUAUUACGCUGUAACAUAUACAUUAUCUAUAUCAUUACUCGUAAAUUAAAUAUUCAUAUGUGAUAUCUA
Molecule: messenger RNA, 7536 nt
Organism: Cydia splendana
Lineage: Eukaryota; Metazoa; Arthropoda; Insecta; Lepidoptera; Tortricidae
Gene: Wnk
Product: serine/threonine-protein kinase Wnk-like
Biological process (GO): intracellular signal transduction; protein phosphorylation; negative regulation of sodium ion transport
Cellular component (GO): cytoplasm
Molecular function (GO): potassium channel inhibitor activity; ATP binding; protein serine/threonine kinase activity
Source: RefSeq, a predicted model, not a curated record